Prunus armeniaca (apricot) is the source of this 288-nucleotide messenger RNA. The record is from the annotation of a GenBank genome assembly. NCBI's taxonomy places the organism in Eukaryota, Viridiplantae, Streptophyta, Magnoliopsida, Rosales, Rosaceae.
AUGUCCAAGAUCGUGGGAAGAGAAGAUAUUUCCCUUGAAACCAACACAAGUUGUCACUUGGUCCUCAAGGAUGUGAGACAUGUUCCAGAUAUGCAUCUCAAUCUAAUCUCUAUUGUAUUACUUGACGAUGAAGGAUACACCAAUGUCUUUGUUGAAGGGAAAUGGAAACUCAGCAUGAACUCUCUUGUCCUAGUACGAGGGAAGAAGGAGAACACCCUAUACAUGACACAUGCAAAAGUCAGUAAUGGGUAUGUAAAUGCUCUCGCAGAAGACUCGAUUGAGUUAUGA